UGGAAUUUAGGCAUACGAUGUUUUAACGAUGCAACUUUCUUAACAACGGCCGAAGACGUUAACACGCGUAUCCCAAAACACUACGCAGAGAGGUUCGCAAAGUGAGUCGUUGAGAAGUGUCGAUACUGAUAGGAUCGAAAGAAGCAGCACUGCUCUCGGAUCAGCCUUCUCUCUUUCCAAUUGUGCCUUUCAAAAAAGUAUAAUAACAUUAGAAGAUCAGCACCUAGAGAGUUACACUACAUAUACAAAAGUAUGUGGACACCCCUUCAAAUGAGUGGAUUCGGCUAUUUCAGCCACACCUGUUGCUGACAAGUGUAUAAAAUCGAGCACACAGCCAUGCGAUCUCCAUAGAAAAACAUUGGCAAUAGAAUGGCCUUACUGAAGAGCUCAGUGACUUUCAAUUUGGCACAGUCAUUGGAUGCCACCUUUCCAACAAGUCAGUUAGUCAAAUUUCUGCCCUGCUAGAGUUGCCACAGUCAAUUGUAAGUGUUGUUAUUGGGAAGUGGAAACGUCUCGGAGCGACAACAGCUCAGCCACGAAGUGGUAGGCCACACAAACUCGCAGAACGGGACCGCCGAGUGCUGAAGCACGUAGCGUGUAAAAAUCAUCUGUCUUCGGUUGCAACACUCACUACCGAGUUCCAAACAGCCUCUGGAAGCAACGUCAGCACAAUAACUGUUCAUCGGGAUCUUCAUGAAAUGGCCGAGCAGCCGUAGACAAGCCUAAGAUCACCAUGCACAAUGGCAAGCAUCGGCUGAAGUAAUGUAAAGCUCACCGCCAUUGGACUCUGGAGCAGUGGAAACGCGUUCUCUGGAGUGAUGAAUCACACUUCACCAUAUCUGGCAGUCUGAUGGACUAAUCUGGCUUUGGCGGAUGCCAGGAGAACGCUACCUGCCCCAAUGCAUAGUGCCAACUGUAAAGUUUGGUGGUGGUGGAGGAGGAAUAUUGGUCCGGAGCUGUUUUUCAUGGUUCGGGCCCGGCCCCUUAGUUCCAGAGAAGGGACAUCUUAACGCUACAGCAUACAAUGACAUUAUAGAUUACUCUGUGCUUGCAACUUUGUGGCAACAGUUUGGGGAAGGCCCUUUCUUGUUUCAGCAUGGCAAUGCCCCUGUGUGCAAACCGAAGUUCAUACAGAAAUGGUUUGUUGAGGUCGGUGUGGAAGAACUUGACUGGCCUGCACAGAGCCCUGAUCUCAACCCCAUCGGGAUGAAUUGGAAUGCCGACUAUGGCCCGGCUUAAUUGCCCAACAUCCGUUCCCAACCUCACUAAUGCCUUUGUGGCUGAAUGGAAGUAAAUCCCGUCAGCAAUAUUCCAACAUCUAGUGGAAAUCCUUCACAGAAGAGUGGAGACUGUGUUAUAGCAGCAAAUGAAUGCCCAGGAUUUUGGAAUGAGAUGUACUUUUGAUCAUGUAUUGUUUCACCUAUGGCUACAAAUAUUGAGGCGGCUAAUGCUUAGCCAAUAAUAAUGCACUAAAUCAAGAAUAGGCACAUCAUUGCGCACAUGUUAAAUAUCAUAAAAUAUGCUAUAUCGAGGCAAACAUUUCUGACGACAGGAGACAAAUAGCGAAGUAAAACAAUUUUAUUACCAUUAAAUUGAGUUCAAUAUCGUUCAAAUAUUUAGGUCUAUGUAGCGUAUACUGUAUUCAUCUUGUUAUUUUAGUGACUGGAACGAGCUGCAAAAAAAUACUCAAACUGGACCGUUUUAUCUCCAUCUCUUCAUUAUGGACACUUACAGACAGUUGUAGCUGCUUCAAGUGAUUUAUUGUUGUCUCUUCCUUCUUGCGUUUUGUGCUGUUGUCUGUGCCCAAUAAUGUUUGUACCAGGUUUUGUGCUGUUUCCAUGUUGUGUUGCUGUGUUGUUGUUUUAGGUCUCUCUUUAUGUAGUGGUGUCUCUCUUGUCGUGAUGUGUGUUUAGUCCUAUAUUUUAUGUUUUAAUCCCAGCCCCCGUAUGAGGCAUUUUGACUUCUGGUAACCCGUCAUUGUAAAUAAGAAUUUGUUCUUAUCUGACUUGGCCGUCAUUGUAAAUAAGAUUUUUUUUUAACUGACUUGCCUAGUUAAAUAAAAAUAUAUCCUUCGUUUGUUAGGUUAAUUAAAAGAAUACCCUUCGCUUGUCAGCAAAGAAAUGGUCACAGAAAGACACACCGUAAUUUUGUGUUUAGUGGAGAUAUUCUGUGUAUAAAGUGACGCGGAAGGGCGAAGAAUCAUUAACGACGUAGGCUACUUAGCUGUUCUACGAGUGGUCUGGUGCAGUCGUUAAAUAACGACCGUUUUGAAUAGCAAGUUUAGUAACGAUGGUUUUGGGAAAUUGCUCGGAUAUUUAACGACGUUCCUAUGAAGGUUCUAACGACGAACGUAACCUUAAAAUUCCUUUGGGAAAACGGGUCUACUCUGGUGGCCACUCUUAACAAUUAAAAUACAUUUAUUCAAAAAUGGAAGGCAGUCGGUAGGAGGCAAGAACAGGUUGGGAGUCAUCGCAGCCACAAAGUCAAAAUUGGCUAUAUCGUAAACAUUCAUGAAAACAAACAUUUGCUUUCUGUUUUUAAUUUAGGGUUAGGCAUAAGGUUAGUAGUAAGGUUAGAUUUAAAAUCAAAUUUUAAGAAGAUGAAUUGUAGAAAUGAGCGGGGUUUAUGACUUUGUGGCUGUGGUAACUAGUGACAACUGGCACAACCGAUAUAGGCCUAAAGUGUUUUUUUCAAAGUUGCCGGGAUGUCACGUGUCCUAUUUAAGUCAGUAAACUCGUAACAACCUAAUCAAUCCGAAACAUCUAUUCGAUCAAAUAAGCAAUCUGUUUUGUGAACCAAAUUAGACACUCUCAUUGACCUCCAUACAAAAACUCCUCGUUCGGUGACCAAAAAAACGCCACCUCCUGGAGAAGACAGAUUUUGUGCCCAGUUAUCAUUCUCGCUUAGCCUCUUCCUCUCUGGUUCCCUAACACUUCGUUCUCCUCACCGAUUUUACAUUCGGUUUUCAAUUAUACACAGUACACAUAGGAAAAAAAUCAUACAUAUAAUUGUUUUCGACUAACGGCUACCGUAAUCCAUAUAUAUCACAGCCCAACAUGCAACAUUCGUAGCCUACAUUGUUGCAAAUUGAAGUAGUGUAACUGUUGCUAUCUCUCAAUGCUGCAUCGUUACAUUGUACUAUUUAUUUGAUUCCUUUGGAGUGAUUUCAAUAAGCUAUUAGUAAUUGGACAUCUUUUUCCUAUGUUAAAAUGGUUAUGCUUGAAUUUGACCCACUUCGAACAUGUGGGCUGCCUGUUGACAUGCUAAUAACGUUUCCCUGACGUUUUUGUCUGCUUUUUCAAUCCCGAGGAAAUGGACUCGCCUCCCAUUUUUUAUUGCCCAGUGUCCUGGGAGGAAAGUAACUUGGCGUUGAUGACGACAAUGAAAAAAUAGCCUACAAGCGAUGGUUGAUUUAAAACGACUUGUGUCUUACACUUUUGAACUCAUUCAAAUUGUAGUCUAUUACAGCUUUUGUUCGUGGGGCUGGUUUCGAUUUGUUUUACUGAAUGAGCCUGAUCGAAAAACGGUCCGUUCUUGACAAAACAUUCCACUUUCAAAGUUGGAACUCCGUGAGAAAUAGAGAUGCGCUCAUUAAAGGAAAUGGGAACCACACAGACAACCGGAAAACGCAUCCACGCGCCACGGCUGCCUCGCAUGAUGUCAAUAUGUUUUAACAAUACAAAGUAUUCCUUCAAGGACCUCGAUUGAGAUACCGCAUAUGCCUGCUUGUCAUGGGUGCGUCUACGCGGUUAUUUUGCUCUGCUCCAUAUGGUUUUGGAGCGCUUAUGCAAUGAGACAACCGGGAAUUAUUAAGUAGGACUAGCCUGCAUUGAUACAUAUCACGACAAUAUGGCUGAUCAGAGUAACAUCCAGUCUGCUGCUUCCAAAAGCAUCCGGCCAUUCAAGUCCAGCGAGGAAUACCUGUAUGCCAUGAAGGAGGACUUGGCCGAGUGGUUUAACACACUGUAUGACCUGGAUAUAACAGCAGACACCUUUAUGGAAGGGCUGGAGACUGGCUGUGCCCUCUGUCGGCAUGCCAACAAUGUGAAUCGAGCAGCGCUGGACUUCCAGAUGGAGUACCCGAAGGUUGCACAGUCAUUGAGGAUGCCAACCAAGGAUGUGGUUUUUCAGUCGCGCAACGUGGUCCCUGGGUCGUUUUUGGCUCGGGAUAACGUGUCCAAUUUCAUCGGCUGGUGUCGCCAGGAGCUCUGGAUCAAGGAUGUUCUGAUGUUCGAAACCAACGACAUAGUGGAGAAAUGCAACGAGAAGAACUUUGUGCUGUGCCUGCUGGAGGUGGCGCGGCGCGGGGCCAAGUUCGGCAUGCUGGCCCCGAUGCUGAUCCAGCUGGAGGAGGAGAUCGAGGAGGAGAUCCGGGACCAGGAGAACCAGGGGGAGCCCAGUCCAAGCCUACUUCCAAUAAGCAGGGCUUUCGUUCGCAAGGAGAGUGUGGUUGAUGAACCCGAGCCUGCCUCUUAUGCACAUUGGCAACAGAAACAGAGGGUGCUGUGUGACAUGAGAAACUUAGAUGAGUUGGUGCGGGAGAUCCUGGGCCGUUGCUCCUGCCCCGCCCAGUUCCCAAUGACCAAGGUGUCUGAGGGGAAGUACAAAGUGGGAGACUCCAGCGCUCUGAUUUUCAUACGGGUCCUACGUACUCAUGUGAUGGUGCGUGUGGGCGGGGGAUGGGACACAUUAGAACACUAUCUGGACAAGCAUGACCCCUGCCGCUGUGCCGCCUUCGCUCACCGGUAUCACCAGGCCAAAGCCAGUGGGCAAGGUGCCCACAGCAAGUCCUCCAGUGCCCACUCCUCCCGCUCCACCAGCCCAGGCCCACACUGGCGUAAUGAGGGCAUUGCCCCCUAUAAGCCGCCUGACAGACGUUCCCAGGGCCUGGAGCCUCUGUGUGCCCCCUCGUCCACCCGGCCUGGCCGCUCCCACCACCCCUCCCUCCCCACGGAGCUCGACUCCAACGCAGGACGCACCCCCCUGCUACCACGGCCACCACGGGACCGCUCAGAACCUCGACACUUCAACCCUCUCAAGUCUAAGGACUCGUCAUUGAUGCCAGUGACCCGCCGUCUAUCAGGGGACAGCGACUCCUCUACAGCCUCCUCUAAGGGAGGAGGAGGGACAGGGGGAGGCCGCUUCUCUCUGGGAGGCACCCGUCGCUCCGGAGAGGAGGUGGUCCUGCUGGUCAACAGGAAGGAGGGGAAGCAUUUGAUCGAAAGGCCUGGAGGAGGAGGUGGUCAGAUCCCAGCCCUGUGCCCCCCAAUGCCCCGCGCACGCAGCCACUCUCGGGAACGCCCUGCCCCUGCCACCAUCCUCAAACCCAGCCCCCCACAGGGCCCCUCUGACGGGCUCAGGACCAGUCGUGGGGACAGGGGCCGCUCUCUGGGGCCCGAAGGCUCCCGCAGGCUCCAGGCCCCGCGUUCCCACAGCCAGGGAAAGAUGCCCAGCCGGAGUCGAACCAACGAUGCCAGCCCUGGAUCCUGUCCCCGUCACGGGGCCUCUCAGCCCCCAUCCUCUGACAGACGAGAGGAGCUGAGGGCCAAACAACUACCCCCUGCCUCCCCCAGAAUCAGUGGAGGUUUCUCCAGGAGACAAUCAUCCUCCUGCUCUAAUUCGCCUAUCAAAGGACUUCAGAGCAGCAGCCCCAGUAAGAAGACUAUGGUGGCUCCCAGGCCCCCUGCUCCACGCUCCCCCUCAGUAGGGAAGAGUAGGCUGCUGCCCCCAGUCUCCCAGGCAGGCCGACGCUCUCCACACUCCACUUCCCCCCGCUCCUCUCACUACCAUGGGCAUGGACCCCGCUCCCCUCGAACCUCCCACGGCCCUCGCUCCAAUGGGCAUGGCCACAGGGGGUUGGCCGGCUCUGAGCGGCAGGAGCCCGAGGAGGAGGGGCUAGGCUAUAAGUUCCAGAUGCUGCCCAAUCUGGACCCCCAGAAGGAGCAGGACCUGUACCGCAGCUUCGAGGCUGAGUUCCUGGCUAACACAGGGCAGGGCAAAGUGGGGCCCAGUAGACCACAACAGGGGGUUGGGGCCCAAAACCUCCCCACACCUGCCUCUGCUGACCCUAACGUUACUGACUCAGCCUACUCCUCCUCCAACUCCUCCACCUCCUCAAUCAAUGUGGGGGGGAAGGUAGGAGCUCUGCCUGACCUCCGGGAGUCCAAGAGAACUAACCCACAUUCCUGUGGAAGACUAGAGAAUACCCUGGCCCCACUGCAUGGCCAUAGCCUGGGCGGAUUAUCUAACGGUGGGCACACAGAACCAGUGCGCUGGAGCGAGCGAGGUGGAGGUCUCAGGAAGCUCCCUGCCAUCUCCAGUUCCAUGGAGCUCCUGUCCUCCUUCCCUGGCCAGAGAGACUCAGAGCUGGGCAUAGCUCUCAGCCAUACCCCCUCACAACUUCCUUUCAACCCCAGGAGCAUGAAUAUGGGCCAUGUCAGUGGUGCUCCAGCAGAGGUGCUGAUGGAGAGCCAGCAGGGUCAGCUGGGCUGGGGCUCAGGGCCUGAGGGAGACGUCCCUCUGGAGGAUCAACAACCAAGCCUCCCCUAUGACCUGGAGGAUGGAGACCCCAACGAGGACCUCCCUCCCCCAGAGUCUUGUCCCUCACCCAUCCCCCUUCCCCCCUCUGAGGACUGCUCCUUCCAGGAAGACUCCUCCAGUGAAAGCUCCUCCAUGUGCUUCAGCCUGAGUGAAUCACGCUCAGAGUCCUCUCCUCCACCUCCUCCCCUAGCCAAUAGGGAUGCUGUUGAUGGAGGUGUGGUCCUCCGGCCGAAGAGGGUAGGUAAGAAGGCUGACAGGAUGCCCUCCAUCUACAAGCUCAAGCUGAGGCCGAGAGUCAGGCCCCGUACAGACAACCGGCCAGAGAACAGCCCGUCACGUAUCCCCACCCCAGUCAGCUACAGAGACCUGCAGGCCAUGGGCAACCUCACCCCUCUCCAUACCCCUACUCCUCCACAGUCCCCUCAGAGCUCACAUUCCAACGGCCACCCAGCCUCACGCAAGGCCCUGCACCAGGCCUUCGGCGACCUAAUCCACCCCCAGUCAUGCUCCACCGCCAUGGGAAGCAGGGACUGCACCUACUCCGUAGAGUCAGGGAGCGGCCUGGACACUGAGGCCUGGAUGUAACACACAACUUACUCAUCAUGAUGAUGCUGAUACAGAACAGUUUGUUGUCAAAUUAAAACUGACUACUGUCUAAAAGACUGGAAACCGGGCUGCAGACUAUUUUUAUAGAACAUGUCACAGUCGCACACUCACUCUUUUAGUCACUUAGGCCCUUUCCUGUCUAUAUCGGUCAGGGUUUCACUAUCCCAUUCUAUUCUUUGCACUCAAAACCAAAUUAUUUAUUUCCAAAGGAGCAAUCCAGAAUCUAAGGCUAUUGUUUAAGUUGAAUGGUUUCUUUUUAAUUAUGGGGAUGUUUUGAUGAAUCAUAAAGUGUCCAAUACAAGGCAGGCAGCUGUCUUGAAAGCCCCAUGUUUUGUUGCCAUACAGAGAGAGAGACAGAGAGACAGAGAGAGAGAGAGAGAGAAAACAUAUGUGCUGUCAUAUGCAUUGCUGAGGGGCAUGAAGAAGUGCCAGGGCUGAGGAAGAGGAAAGAACCCCAGGCAGGAGCAGUGAAACACAAGCGCCAUCAAGUCAACUGGACUGGCUUCCUCUAGUGGACGGUGUAUGCCACAGCAUCUCUGUCUGCUUUGAUUGUUAAAAUACUGGUGAGGCAAGCCGCGCUGUAAAAUAUACUUUCUUGCUCUCAUUCUCCAUACUGCAACUCACCCUCUGCUAGUUACCCCCCCUUCUGUGGACAUCUUUACAGAUAUAAUCUGUAUUGGACUCAUAUAUAAAACAAUUACGAUACUUUACAAUGUUCACAAAUAACAGUCUUUUGGACUUUAUACACAGUACAUAUUCCAUAUGUGCACUGCUACUCACCUUCCGCCACCAACCCUCUGCAUCCUGAGUUGUUCAUUGCCAUACAUGUAUGAUGUCACUUUCUCACUCCCAAUCCAGAUGGCCAUGAUUGAGUGAUUGUCUGUUUUUUGAGUUUUAAGUGUGAAAAUAUACAAAGCAUUUUCUAUGUGUUAACUGCAGUUUGGGGUAAGAGUAAGAUGAUUAUGUGUCAUUGUCACUGAAACAGCAAUGUUGAAUACUUCCAAUGAUCAAGAGUUAUCUGAACUUGGAAAUCAGCAUUUAAAUAUGUAUACAAAAGUGGAUGAAUAUGCAUAAAUGUGUACAUGUGUAUAUACAGUUGCAAGAAAAAGUUGGAAUUACUUGGAUUUCUACAUAAAUUGGUCAACAAAUGUGAUCUGAUCUUCCUCUUAAGUCACAACAAUAGACAAACACAGUGUGCUUAAACUAAUAAUACACAAAUUAUUGUAUUUUUCUUGUCUAUAUUGAAUACAUCAUUUAAACAUUCACAGUGUAGGUUGGGAAAAGUAUGUGAACUCCUAGGCUAAUGACUUAUCCAAAAGCUAAUUGGAGUCAGGACUCCGAUAACCAGGAGUCCAAUCAAUGAGAUUGGAGAUGUUGGUUAGAGCUGCUCUGCAAUAUAAAAAACACUCACAAAAAGUGAGUUUGCUCUUCACAUGAAGCGUUGCCUGAUGUGAACCAUGCCUCGAACAAAAGAGAUCUCAGAAGACCUAAGAUUAAGAAUAGUUGACUUGUAUAAAGCUAGAAAGGGUUACAAAAGUAUCUCUUAAAGCCUUGACGUUCAUCAGUCCACGGUAAGACAAAUUGUCUAUGAAUGGAGAAAGUUCAGCACUGUUGCUACUCUCCCUAGGAGUGGCUUUCCUGCAAAGAUGAAUGCAAGAGCAUAGCGCAGAAGGGUUAAUGAGGUUAAGAAGAAUCCUAGAGUGUCAGCUAAAGACUUACAGACAUUUCUGGAACAUGCUAACAUCUCUGUUGACAAGUCUACGAUAUGUAAAACACUAAACAAGAAUGGUGUUCAAGGGAGGACCCCACGGAAGAAGCCACUGGUGUCCAAAAACAACAUUGCUGCACAUCUGAAGUAUGCAAAAGAGCACCUGAAUGUUCCAGUAGUUCUGUGGACAGACAAAACUAAAGUUGAGUUGUUUAGAGGGAACACACAACACUGUGGAGAAAAAAGGGCACAGCACACCAGGCCUCAGAGCCUGGACAGCUUGGACAGUAUCAUUGACAGAAAAAUGAAUUCCCAAGUUUCCCAAGACAUUUUGCAGGAGAAUGUUAGGCUAUCUGUCCGCCAAUUGAAGCUCAACAGAAGUUGGGUGAUGCAACAGGACAACGACCCAACCCAAAACACAGAAGUAAAUCAACAACAGAAUGCCUUCAACAGAAGAAAAUACGGCUUCUGGAAUGGCCCAGUCAGAGUCCUGACCUCAAACCGAUUGAAAUGCUGUGGCAUGACCUCGAGCGCAGUUCACACCAGACAUCCCAAGAAUAUUGUGGAACGGAAACAGUUUUGUGAAGAGGAAUGGUCCAAAAUUCCUCCUGACCGAUGUGCAAGUCUGAUCCGCAACUACAGAAAACGUUUGUUUGAGUUUAUUGCUACUAAAGGAGGGUCAACCAGUUGUUAAAUCCAAGGGUUCACAUACUUUUCCCACCCUGCACUGUGAAUGUUUACACAUGGUGUUCAAUAAAGACAUGAAAACGUAUAAUUGUUUGUGUGUUAUUAGUUUAAGCACACUGUAUUUGUCUAUUGUUGGGACUUAGAUGAAGAUCAGAUCACAUUUCUUGACCAAUGUAUGCAGAAAUCCAGGUAAUUCCAAAGGGUUCACAUACUUUUUCCUACCACUGUAUAUGUAUAUGUAUACUUUCAUAAAGAUGUGGGUAUAGUGUAUAUAACAAAAAUGAAUUAUGAAAUGUGUAAAUAUUCACUGUAUGGGGUUUGAUGAUGCCAUAGCUAUGCAAUAUUGCUGUUGGAAAUGCCUUGACAAUUCCCUUGGCCUUAAAAUGUGUGGUUUGAGAACGUUGGUGCCCAACAACACCCAUUCACUCUUGAGUGUGAAUUCAUUUCCAUCACCAUCAGUUUUUCUCUCAAUGUAGAAUUGUCCAAAAACAUUCAUUAAAAAGCACCAUAUUAUUUGCAAUGGAUUUGUAUGAUCGAUACAGACAAACCACUCUCUCAUCAAAGGAUAUUCAGUGACAUCUAGUGGUUGAAAAAAGAUGGUCUCAUUUGAAUGAAAUUCCUUCACAGAUUUUUUUUUAACCUUUAUUUUACUAGGCAAGUCAGUCAAGAACAAAUUAAAAUGUUCAAUGACAGCCUAGGAACAGUAGGUUAACUGCCUGUUCAGGGGCAGAAUGACAGAUUUGUAUGUUGUCAGCUCAGGGAUUUGAACUUGCAACCUUCUGGAUACUAGUCCAACGCUCUAACCACUAGGCUACCCUGCCACCCCAAUUGAUUUUGCUAGACUGGUUUGGAGCAGAUGAUUGUUGAUCGUGAUGUAUUGUGUGGUUUAUUGAAAUGACUUAAGAAUAUGUGUAGGUUUUUCUUUAAUGUUUUUUUUUUAUCUGGGGAAUGGACAUGAGUAAUAGAUAGUGUAAUGGAUAUGUCUGUCCCGCUAUAGACUCUUGCCUUAUUGGUAUUAUCAAUUACAGAGCAGGGCAGGGAUAUGACUGUGGUGUUGGCACUUUAACAGGGUUGUAGAGCGUGUAAGACUGCUAUGAAUGGUAUAGUUUUACAGUGGAAUGACAGGGACUGUGCUGCAGUGGGUUUUCAGUAAAUGGAUGGCACAAGCCGAGUGGAAAGAGUUUGUUUGUGUGUGUACGUCUUUCAGUAAACUGAAUCGAAGUGUACAUUCUGUAUAGGAUUAUGUACCAGGUGUCAAAGGGAAUGUAGGUAGAGUUGAAGAAAAGCAGGGAGGGAUGUUGUUGGUCUUGUUUAUUUAUGAAUUGGUUUCGAGUGACGGGUGGGGCUCUAAGUGAAAAACAACACUGGAUGUAGAAUCUAAAGCCAGUGAGAGCCCAAAAUAAGUUGUAAAAAAUACAUGAAAAAAUGGUGUUAGAAGUGUGGCUCUUGAUUAUCCUAAUGGUUUUAGCCAGAGCCCAUAGUUUAGUAAUGCACAAGGUUCCAGGGACCUAAUCCAAUCUCUGCAGACAGUUGAGACCAUUUCUGAGGAAGUUUUCAUGUAUUUUUGUCUUUGGAUUUUGAUUGUUAAAAGAUUUGCUUUUAACAUGUUUUAUCUUGCCAAUUAAUGUCCACACAUCAACCAAAUAGACAAUACAGCAGAAACUGUUAUGCUUUUAAAAGAUCCAGAAUCUGAAUUUAUUUGCCAUAUAAAGGGAACACUCCAGCAAUGAAUAUAGCCAAUCCAAGAGGGUCAAAGGUUGUGUUGAUGACUACACAGGAAUGAGCCAACCUACACACAGCCUAGGCUUUUAACUGCUCAAAGAUACAGUUCCAACAUAUUUAAACCUCCACUGCCAUAAAGGCUCUGUUUGCAUUAUUAGCCAACGUACAUUUUCUCUCUUCUCUGACCAAUGAGAAGCUGAUCAACCUUUUCAUUUCAUUGCUUUUACGUGUAGCGGUCUUUAAAAAAGAUGUCUAUAUGUGUUUUAUUUUCAAUUAAAUUGUUCAAUUAUGUAAUAUGUUUAAAAUAUUAAAACAUGCAUGAUGGGUUAGCAGGUGACAGGUUUUACAAGUUGUUUUACAUGUUUGUGACAUUAAGAAAACCAUAGUCCAAUUAUUGAAUUUGUCAAUUCAACUAUGAUUGCAAUUUUUGUUAUCUUAGUGUGCAAAGUUGCAUGUCAUCUCUACAUGCUUGGUUUUUGUUUGUCAAAUGCUGCUUUGUAAAUUCCAGAACUUUCUCUCUCUCUCUCUCUCUCUCUCUUUUGAUCUCCCUUUUGAUCUUUUUUUAUGUCUAAAUGGCAUAACACAAAAUAAUGAAAUGAAAUUGAUCAUAACAUACAUUUUGAAUGUUCAUUUAAAUUUAUUUCAGUGUUUAAGCGUUAUUUGCGGAUGUUAUCUUCUAUCAAACAAUGACUUAAUAAAUGUACUGAAGAGUGCUUGAAAUUGUGGAAUUUGUCUGUAUUAAAUAGCAAUACUGCAAUACCAAGACUUCAUUUGUUCCUUGAAAAUGAAUUGCUGUCAAAUUGUUCUUGUAAUAAAAUAUGUUCCUUUGAUUUUGUUUAUA
Molecule: messenger RNA, 12104 nt
Organism: Oncorhynchus keta (chum salmon)
Lineage: Eukaryota; Metazoa; Chordata; Actinopteri; Salmoniformes; Salmonidae
Product: GAS2-like protein 2B
Exons: 6
Coding region: 3850-7125 (1091 amino acids)
Biological process (GO): regulation of microtubule polymerization or depolymerization; microtubule bundle formation; actin crosslink formation
Cellular component (GO): stress fiber; microtubule plus-end; actin filament
Molecular function (GO): microtubule binding; actin filament binding; cytoskeletal adaptor activity
Source: RefSeq, a predicted model, not a curated record